Molecule: messenger RNA, 3172 nt
Organism: Cimex lectularius (bed bug)
Lineage: Eukaryota; Metazoa; Arthropoda; Insecta; Hemiptera; Cimicidae
Gene: Zasp52
Product: PDZ and LIM domain protein Zasp
Exons: 16
Coding region: 209-2305 (698 amino acids)
Biological process (GO): muscle structure development; actin cytoskeleton organization; heart development
Cellular component (GO): stress fiber; adherens junction; filamentous actin
Molecular function (GO): muscle alpha-actinin binding; actin binding
Source: RefSeq, a predicted model, not a curated record
CGCAUUCCCACCCUCGCCGCUCAGUGGGACAGCACUAAAUUCAAAAAUAGCAGAGAGGGGUCUCCUUCUAUCUAAAAUCGGAUCCGCCAAGUAAGAAAACAACCUCCGAACCAUUCACAACUCGGACGUACUCCUGGAACGAUUUGCCGUCUUUUUUUCCCCAUCCCAGUUUUCACGUCCGGAGAGGAAGUGCGAAUUGUGGUAGACCAUGGCUCAACUGGUUAACGUGAGGCUAUCUAGGGGUGACGCAUCCCCCUGGGGUUUCCGCCUUCAGGGUGGAAAAGAUUUCGGACAGCCCCUUCUUGUCCAAAAGGUGAAUGGAGGAAGUCUGGCGGAAAGAGCUGGUUUGCAAGUCGGCGACGCAUUGAUCAAAGUCAACAACGUCGAUGUGCAAGACAUGCGUCAUAAAGAUGCCCAAGACACCAUUGUAAGAGCUGGAAACGGCUUUGAGCUCACGAUCCAGAGAGGAGGGACAACAACAUGGAAACCAUCAGUCACUCCUGUGGGAGCUAUGCCUAGCCCUGGUGGAAGAUCACCGCAGACGGUGACAAAGACAUCACUUGCUGCUAAGCCAAAUUUAACUCCAAUGCCUUCUGGGCACAAUGUUACACCAAAACCUUUUGCUGGUGUACAUCAGGUGAACGGAGGAGAUGUUAAAGCUAUCGUUAACAAACAGUACAACUCUCCUAUGGGCAUGUACAGCGAGGCGACAAUCGCCGAGACUCUGUCUGCACAAGCUGAAGUUCUAGCUGGUGGAGCCAUUGGAGUAAAUUUCAUGAAAAAUGAAAAGACAUACGAUUCUCAGAAGAGUGAAGUGUUCAAAAUGAUAAAAGAAGUUGAAAAAGAACCAAAAGACCCAGAGCCAGCUCCCUUGUCGAAUACGAAGUAUUUCUCGAUGACAAGUCAUGCCGUGGGUGGUCGAACUACAUCCCCACGACCACUGACUCCAAUAGCUCGACAGAUGGGCACACCCGAGCUACCACAAGACAAGCCAAACUUGCCACCGCCCUCCUCAACGCCGGGGAGUCCUUCCUGUUCAGAAUGUGGCAAACACAUCGUCGGAGUAUUUGUAAGAAUAAAAGAAAAGAAUCUGCAUGUGGAAUGCUUCAAAUGUGCGACCUGCGGAACGUCUUUGAAAAAUGUGGGAUAUUACAAUAUAAACAAUAAGCUCUACUGUGAUGUCCAUGCAAAAAUGGCAGCGAGGCAGAAUCCUCCAGCACCAAACUUGGAGCCUGUCACAGUUCCACCUGGUGGAAGGAUUCCAACUGGUAGUACUUAUGUUCCUACAAUCCCAUCAGUGCCGACUGCAGGACCUAAAUCACCUCAACCUGGAACUGUAGCACCGAUGCCAUUCCAUGCACCUAGACUGGGCACCCGUCAUGUCGUUUUCCCAAGAUAUGGUGGUCAGACUUCAAGCAAUCAAGCACCAAAGCCGUUUGGAAGCCAAAAUGCACCCAGCACUCCCACUAUGGUGCCUUUCAACUUGCCUUCGGCUCCGUCUACUCCGAUGACUAAUUUCCCCAAGCCUGGUUUCUCACCGUUGAAACCCACUUCCAACUAUAGAGGUGGUGGCAGUAUGGGAGGUGACAAUUUUGGAGGUGGCGGUAUGGGAGGUGGCAGUAUGGGAGGUGGCAGUAUGGGAGGUGGCGGUAUGGGAGGUGGUUUCGGAGGAGGAGUUGGCGGAGGGAAGAGUGGUGCCAUGGCCGGCUCUUCUGCUCCUAAAAGAGGAAGAGGUGUCCUAAACGCCGCAGUACCAGCUGGAGGCAGGGUCCCCCUCUGUGGUCACUGCAAUGGUCAAAUAAGAGGACCAUUCAUAACAGCAUUGGGGAAAAUUUGGUGCCCUGACCAUUUCAUGUGUUGCAAUGCCAAAUGUAAGCGCCCACUUCAGGAUAUUGGCUUUGUAGAAGAACCCGAUGGUCUAUACUGCGAGUACUGUUUUGAACAGUAUCUUGCACCGACUUGCGACAAAUGCCACACUAAAAUCAAAGGAGACUGCUUGAACGCUAUUGGCAAACAUUUCCACCCUCAAUGUUUCAGCUGUUCUUACUGUGAUAAAUUGUUUGGCAAUGAUUUAUUUUUCCUCGAAGACAAUCUUCCUUACUGUGAAAAUGAUUGGAAUGAAUUGUUUACAACAAAGUGCAUAGCUUGUGGAUUUCCAAUUGAAGCCGGUGACCGUUGGGUAGAAGCUCUCAAGAACAACUACCACAGCAAAUGUUUCAACUGCAGUUUGUGUAAGAAAAAUCUUGAAGGGCAGAGCUUCAUCGCAAAAGGUGGACGUCCAUAUUGUAAAACACACGGUCGUUAAUUUAUCCUUACUACAUUGUGUAUAGGCUAGUCAAAACAAUAAUCUUAAAAAAAUGUUUCAUUAAAACGUUUCUGUCUGUCUAUAAGAAUGAACAAAAAGUUAAUAAGUUUUGUCAGUGUAUUGAGAAAAAAUGUAAAUAUAUUUAUUGAGAAGAAAAUCUGAAAGUUUAACCACAGAGAAGUUUUCAAUUUUAACAAGUACUUAGUAACAUUUAUUUAAUGUCUCCACAGUAAAGUUACCAUUUUCAUUUUUUUCUUUUUUUCCCCCUAAAAUGUGUAAUUUCUUAUUGCUCUAUUCUUCUCAUCAAAGCUUUAUUUGUUUUGUGUUAUUUAGUACAUAUGUAAUCUAAUUGUUAAUCUGAUAUAAUGUCAGCAAAGUGGAUAAUGUAUACGUUACUAAAUUGUUUUAAAUAAUUAGGAUAAAUUGAAUUCAUAAACAUAUUGGACAGAAUAUGUGGAUUGAAUUAACAAAUUGUAUCCAUUUACUUAGUUUAUGUUUACUACACUUUAGCUUGAAACACGUUUACUUUAAUGUAAAUACAAGUUAUAAUAAUGAAAUAAAACAAUUAUUAAAAAAGAAUCUUAACUAUGGUGUGUGCAUUUUAGUGUUAGCUGCUUGGAAUGUUGUUUCUAAUAUAUUCAUUAUUUAAUUCUUUAAAAAAAAAUGCUAAAUUCAAAAUACCAGUGAACCAUGUACACUUGGGAAUUAAUUUUCUUUACAAAAAAAUACCUUUUUUUGCUUUUUGCUUUUGAACUAAAUUAUAAUAGAUUAUAUUACUGUCAUUAUUCCCUUAAGAAUAAUCACUUAGGUAAUCAUGCUUAUUCUCACUUUUGUGUAAUGAGUAAAAUAUAUUUUAUUUCAAACCAA